Messenger RNA from Musca domestica (house fly), 3784 nucleotides. Its product is annotated as protein artichoke-like. Lineage: Eukaryota; Metazoa; Arthropoda; Insecta; Diptera; Muscidae. Gene Ontology annotation, molecular function: protein binding. The record is from RefSeq and is a predicted model, not a curated record.
AACAAAACCCAAUGCGAAUUGAUAAGAAAAUAUACACAGACAUACGUCAAUAAAUUGGAUGAAAAUGAGCUUAAUGUUGAAACAAUUUCAAAGGCAAGCACUUCUACGAAAGUAAUCAAAAGUGCUACCGGACAAAAUGGCAGGUUGGCAUCACCGAUGCAAAAACAAACAAAACAAAAAAGAGAUAACUUGUUUUUUCGCAUCGCAAAUACAAUUCUUCCUAAACAAAUCAGUCUUAAAUCUGAACUCAGGGAAAUAACAUUGUUAGUCACAAACCUACAUAAAAUCCCCGCCAGCAGAUCAAAACAAAAUGUUAAUAAAUUCAUUCAUGAGUAUAUUUUUGUUUAUGGGAAUGGCGAACGGUGUGCCAUUCAAUAUAAAACCUAAAUGUUUGGAAUCAACUCCGGUGGAUGGACAAUCUUCCCAAGAACAGCAAGGACAAGUAGUUUGCACUGAUAUACAAGAAUUGAAAGAUGUAAACGGACAAAGAAACUGGAAGCAUUUAAUUGUUUUCAACGAAAACAAACAAGCAUUUCAAAUUAAUGACAUCAAUAGCAAUUUUAGUGCUUUGGAAACAUUGGACUUAUCCCAAAUUGGCGAAUUAGAACUCAACGAUGAUGGCUUCAAAGCAAUGCAGAAUCUUUUGUUUUUGAAUAUAUCAGGAACUGGCAUAGAAUCGCUCAGCGGCAUACAUUUUUCCCCCUACAACAAACUGGAAAAUCUCGAUGCUAGUUGGAAUACCUUGACGGAGUUGAGUUUUGACUUAAAAAGCAGAUUACUGUAUUUACAGUAUGGAAACUUUUCACACAAUGCGCUAACGAAAAUCGAGGAAGAUGACUGGAAAGUAUUUCAAAAAUUAAAAUGUCUGCAUUUGGACAACAAUGAAUUGAAAACCGUCAGUUUCCAUGAUUAUCCGCAACUGCAAGUGCUGACUUUAAGUGACAAUCAAAUUGAAGAGCUUACGGUCAAAUCAUUCAGUGGUCUGCAAAGAAUGGAGGAAUUAAACAUAACAUCAAAUCCUUUGCGCCACAUUGGAAAGCACACUUUCAAUAGCAUGACACAAUUAAAAGCUCUAAAUUUAUCUGCGAAUAGUUUGGAACUUCUAGAUGUCGACGUAUUUGCAGGUCUCAAUCGAUUAUUGUGUUUAGAUUUAAAUUCCAACGACCUCAAAGAACUGGCGGAAAACCAAUUUCAAUAUUUAAUUAAACUGCAAUAUUUAGACUUGAGUCGUAAUCGUUUGACGGCCCUUAAUUCGACCGCUUUUAAAUAUCUUUUAUCGUUGAGAAAACUCUAUCUACAUGAGAACGAUUUGAAGGCGUUGACAACGAAUACCUUUGCCUGGUUAACUGCCUUAGAUACCCUGGACUUGUCACAAAAUUCACUAGAAUAUCUGGAUGCCGACUUGUUUGGCUCGUCGACAUUGCCACGCUUGAAGAAACUUAUACUGAAAACGAAUAACAUCAAACGUUUGCAUCCGUUUGCCUUCGCCUCUCUACCAUUCAUCCAGUAUCUUUCGUUGGGCAACAAUGAACUUACCACAUUGGAUGUCCGAAUGUUUGCCCCAAUGCGACGACUGGAUAAAUUACAUUUGGGAAAUAAUCUUUUGGAAGUCAUACCGCCCGAAGUUCUGGACAGUCUAACCGAUGUUGGUGAGUUACUCAUAGACAAUAAUCGCCUUUCUUUUUUGCCCGACACCAAUGCCACCUUUCCGCGACUACGAAAAGUAUAUGAGGGCAAUCCGUGGCAGUCCUGUCUGAACGAAUUGAUGGAGUUUUUGGAAAUACGCCAAAUAAGCUAUGUCCGUGAUCAUAGCCCGUACUACAGUGGAAAGCGGCCGCUGUGUGUUGUCACCUCUGUGGAUGCAUGUGUUAAGGAUAUUAGCUUGGUGAAAGAAUAUGGAAUUGAAGAUAUAUAUAAUACGUCACAAACCUACAUAAAAUCCCCGCCAGCAGAUCAAAACAAAAUGUUAAUAAAUUCAUUCAUGAGUAUAUUUUUGUUUAUGGGAAUGGCGAACGGUGUGCCAUUCAAUAUAAAACCUAAAUGUUUGGAAUCAACUCCGGUGGAUGGACAAUCUUCCCAAGAACAGCAAGGACAAGUAGUUUGCACUGAUAUACAAGAAUUGAAAGAUGUAAACGGACAAAGAAACUGGAAGCAUUUAAUUGUUUUCAACGAAAACAAACAAGCAUUUCAAAUUAAUGACAUCAAUAGCAAUUUUAGUGCUUUGGAAACAUUGGACUUAUCCCAAAUUGGCGAAUUAGAACUCAACGAUGAUGGCUUCAAAGCAAUGCAGAAUCUUUUGUUUUUGAAUAUAUCAGGAACUGGCAUAGAAUCGCUCAGCGGCAUACAUUUUUCCCCCUACAACAAACUGGAAAAUCUCGAUGCUAGUUGGAAUACCUUGACGGAGUUGAGUUUUGACUUAAAAAGCAGAUUACUGUAUUUACAGUAUGGAAACUUUUCACACAAUGCGCUAACGAAAAUCGAGGAAGAUGACUGGAAAGUAUUUCAAAAAUUAAAAUGUCUGCAUUUGGACAACAAUGAAUUGAAAACCGUCAGUUUCCAUGAUUAUCCGCAACUGCAAGUGCUGACUUUAAGUGACAAUCAAAUUGAAGAGCUUACGGUCAAAUCAUUCAGUGGUCUGCAAAGAAUGGAGGAAUUAAACAUAACAUCAAAUCCUUUGCGCCACAUUGGAAAGCACACUUUCAAUAGCAUGACACAAUUAAAAGCUCUAAAUUUAUCUGCGAAUAGUUUGGAACUUCUAGAUGUCGACGUAUUUGCAGGUCUCAAUCGAUUAUUGUGUUUAGAUUUAAAUUCCAACGACCUCAAAGAACUGGCGGAAAACCAAUUUCAAUAUUUAAUUAAACUGCAAUAUUUAGACUUGAGUCGUAAUCGUUUGACGGCCCUUAAUUCGACCGCUUUUAAAUAUCUUUUAUCGUUGAGAAAACUCUAUCUACAUGAGAACGAUUUGAAGGCGUUGACAACGAAUACCUUUGCCUGGUUAACUGCCUUAGAUACCCUGGACUUGUCACAAAAUUCACUAGAAUAUCUGGAUGCCGACUUGUUUGGCUCGUCGACAUUGCCACGCUUGAAGAAACUUAUACUGAAAACGAAUAACAUCAAACGUUUGCAUCCGUUUGCCUUCGCCUCUCUACCAUUCAUCCAGUAUCUUUCGUUGGGCAACAAUGAACUUACCACAUUGGAUGUCCGAAUGUUUGCCCCAAUGCGACGACUGGAUAAAUUACAUUUGGGAAAUAAUCUUUUGGAAGUCAUACCGCCCGAAGUUCUGGACAGUCUAACCGAUGUUGGUGAGUUACUCAUAGACAAUAAUCGCCUUUCUUUUUUGCCCGACACCAAUGCCACCUUUCCGCGACUACGAAAAGUAUCAAUUGAGGGCAAUCCGUGGCAGUGUCCUUGUCUGAACGAAUUGAUGGAGUUUUUGGAAAUACGCCAAAUAAGCUAUGUCCGUGAUCAUAGCCCGUACUACAGUGGAAAGCGGCCGCUGUGUGUUGUCACCUCUGUGGAUGCAUGUGUUAAGGAUAUUAGCUUGGUGAAAGAAUAUGGAAUUGAAGAUAUAUAUAAUACGGCAUAAACCGUAUUGUUUAGUUUUAGUUUCAUGAGAUUAUAUAAGACUACAUAAACUUUGAUAAUGAACAUUUUUUUAAUAAAUAAGUAUUGUAAUCGAUAUUGUUUUUUACGGGCCAAAAAGUCAGUAACUUUUAAAGAGAAGGAGAACUUCCCAGCUGAAGAAUGUUACUAUUGUAUUUUAGAUUUUCUUUUUUUUUUUUGA